This is a messenger RNA of Eruca vesicaria subsp. sativa (arugula), 563 nucleotides long. The record is from the annotation of a GenBank genome assembly. NCBI's taxonomy places the organism in Eukaryota, Viridiplantae, Streptophyta, Magnoliopsida, Brassicales, Brassicaceae.
UCUACCUCUUCUGAGAAUUGUUGUCGCUCAACAUCACAGAAGCUAACCAUUUGAGAGAGGGGAUCGAUUUGAUACGAUUCGAUUCGGAGAAGAGGAAAGGUAAAUCGAGGAAGGAUGGGUGGAGGAAUGGAGACAAACAAGAACAAGUUCAUAGAGGAUUGGGGAUCCGCCAGGGAGAAUCUCGAGCAUAACUUCCGCUGGACCCGUCGCAACUUCGCUCUCAUCGGUAUCUUCGGCAUCGCCCUCCCCAUCAUCGUCUACAAGGGCAUCGUCAAAGAUUUUCAUAUGCAAGACGAAGAUGCUGGCAGACCACAUAGAAAGUUCCUAUGAGGCUCUUUGCAAGAAAAGUCUCAGCAGUGUGAAAAUUUUCAAGAAGCUGAUGCUACAACUCUCCCCUUUGCAUUUUAUUCAGAAUAAUAAAGAGAACAUCUGAAGGAUUUUAAUUUUAAUUUCUGUUUGGAAAAGUUUGUUUUAAUUGGCAAAUAAAAAAAAAUACACACUCAAGUUCGCCCAUUUUGACAUGAGUAAGUAAAGUCUCAAUUUAGGUGAACUUGUGAGAUAAC